Messenger RNA from Penicillium taxi, 1878 nucleotides. RefSeq names its product WD40 repeat domain-containing peptidylprolyl isomerase. The record is from RefSeq and is a predicted model, not a curated record. Gene Ontology annotation, molecular function: peptidyl-prolyl cis-trans isomerase activity; protein binding. The transcript is spliced from 2 exons. Lineage: Eukaryota; Fungi; Ascomycota; Eurotiomycetes; Eurotiales; Aspergillaceae. Bases 1 to 1878 code for a protein of 625 amino acids. Gene Ontology annotation, biological process: protein peptidyl-prolyl isomerization; protein folding.
AUGGCUGAUUCUGAAGAGGCCACAGUUCCUCCUACCAAGCGUCCUCACUCCGCCGUCGAGGCAGACGAAAGUGAUGAUUCCUCCGACGAUGACUUCGGCCCAGCGCUGCCGUCCGAAGUAGCGCCGAAGAAGAAGCGGCGCAAGCUGCCCUUCGAAAAGGUUUAUGUGACAGCGCUACCUGCCUCGGCGCAGUACUCCAAGUCGCUCAUGCACAAGGAUCAGUUAUCCUUUCUGACCGUAACCCCGUUCACUGAUUUUGUCAUCACGAGCUCUAUCGACGGUGAGGUCAAGUUCUGGAAGAAGAUGGCUGAGGGUAUCGAGUUUGUGAAGGAGUUUCGCGCUCAUUCAGGCGAGAUUCUGAGCAUGAGUGCCAGUGCCGAUGGCAGAAGCUUCGCAUCGGUUGGAACAGAUAAGACGGUCAAGAUAUUUGACGUUAUUACGUUUGAUCUACUUGCUAUGUAUACACUGGAUUUUACACCCCGAUGCGUUUGCUGGGUCCACCGACGAGGCGCUUCUUUGCCAUUGCUUGCUGUGACGGAUGAGUCGAGUAACGCGAUUCAAAUAUUCGACGGCCGCGGUGAGAACCCGAAGCCCUUACAUACAGUCAAUCAUAUUCACCGUAGUCCUGUCGUUUCGCUGGCCUUCAACAAUGCCUUUGACUGCGUCGUCUCGGCCGACGAGUCUGGUAUGGUCGAAUACUGGAGAGCAGGAGAUGCGUCGUUCGAGAAACCCGAUAAUGUCUUCGAGCUCAAGUCAUCAACCAACCUGUUCGCGUUCAAAAAGGCCAAGUCAAUCCCGACAGCAAUCACGAUCUCGCCAUCGGGACAACACUUUGCAACAGUCUCGUUCCCAGACCGCCAGAUACGGAUAUUUGAAUUUGCAACAGGCAAACUGUACCGCACGUAUGAUGAGUCGAUCAAUACAAUCAUCCAAAUGCAACAGGCCGGAACGGCGCCAUAUCAGCUAGAAGAGAUAGAAUUUGGACGACGAUUGGGAAUAGAGCGAGAAUUGGAAUCUGGCUUGGCGCGCAGCCGAUUCAAUGUCUCAUUCGACGAGUCUGGCCACUUCCUCCUCUACGGCUCGCUAUACGGCAUCAAGUGCAUCAAUACUUACACAAAUCGCGUGGUACGGGUUUACGGUCGUGACGAGCCCUUCCGAGCAAUGAACCUAGCCCUGUACCAGGGCCAACCGCAGAAAAAAGGCGUUGUCACCGUCUCCAUGGCAGCUAGUAAUAACCCGCUCCUGCAAGAGGCAGAAGGGCGCGACGCAAUCCUACUUUCAACGGGCUUCGCUAAAGUCCGGUUCUACAUGUUCACCAACGAAACUGAGGUAUCCAAGACGAGCCGUGAUAUCCAAAACGAAAGACCCACAGAAAAGGCUCGUGCCGAUGCUAGUACCACCAAGGAAGGCGAGAGUGGCACUGCCGCCAUCAUACACACCACCAUGGGCGAUAUUCACCUACGCCUCUUCCCUACUGCGGCUCCACGGACGGUUGAGAACUUUGUCACUCACGCCCGCCGUGGUUACUAUAACAACACAAUCUUCCACCGCGUUAUCCGCAAAUUCAUGAUCCAGGGCGGAGACCCGCAAGGCGACGGCACCGGUGGUGAAUCGAUUUGGGGCGGUGAAUUUGCUGACGAAUUCUCCAGCUUGAAGCAUGACAGGCCGUAUACUCUGUCCAUGGCCAAUGCGGGACCCAAUACGAACGGUAGUCAAUUCUUCAUCACGACAGAGAAGACACCGUGGUUAGACAACAAGCACACUGUCUUUGGCCGUGCGGUGCAAGGACUAGACGUUAUACACAAGAUCGAGAAUUGCAAGGCGCACAAGGAGAAGCCGGAAGUGGAUAUCAAGAUCGUUAGCAUCAGUAUUUCUUAA